AGUGACUACUAUACAUUGGGUGGUAUAAUUGUGCUGGUUAAUUAUGCCAUGCAUUAACAUAUUUAGUAAUCAUAAUAAUUAGGGUUUGUAGUCACUUAUAUUCUUACUAUUUGGGUAAGAGCCAGCCAAUAAGAAUGGUAGUUUUGUGAAAGUGAAAGGGGCAGGCAAGUCAUUUUGCUGCCUGAGCGCAUUGAGUUGAAAUUCUUGUACAUAAAAUACACUCCUUUUGGCCCUUCUCUCCCCAUUAGCAAGUCAGGAGGAAGAAGAAUAAGAAGAGAGGAAGGAACUGAAAGCACAGAGAUAUAUAGCAGAAGAAACUGGUUGGUGGGUAGUUCUUCUUUCUUUCCUUCCUUCUUUCUUCCUUGUGCUAUACUCAUUUCCAGAGCUAGCUCCUAUAUACCUUUAAUCUCCUUUCUUACUGCAUGUUCUUCAAGAACAAGAAGGAAGAAGAAAAAAAAUGCAAGUGGGUUUUCAGUUCUUCUGCUAUAUAUAGUACUCAUUUCCUGAGCUAGCUACUAACCUUAAUUAAUUAAUUAAUCUGGUCUCCCUCUCCUAUUCUUCUGAUUGUUCUUGGAGAACAAGAAGGAAAUGCAAGUGGGGUUUCAGUUCUUAGACAAAUUAAAGUAGCUGCUGUUUUCCUUUCUUCUGAGUUAAAACCCUUGCCUUGAAUUGUUCUUUCGUUUAAAGGGAACCAGCAGCAGAAGAAUGGGGAGAGGGAAGAUCGCGAUAAAGAGGAUAGAGAACCAGACAACUCGGCAGGUGACCUUCUCGAAGCGCAGGAACGGCCUGCUGAAGAAGACCCACGAGCUGUCCGUGCUUUGUGAUGCUCAGAUCGGUCUCAUCAUCUUCUCCAGCACCGGCAAGCUCUGCCAGUACGCCUCCGACCCCUUCAGGAUGGAGCAGAUCAUAGAGAGGUAUCAGAAGGCAACGGGCACCCGCAUCCCUGAGCUUGACAAUCGGGAACAAGUGUUGGGCGAGCUGGCGGUGCUGAGGAAGGAGACGAAGCAGCUCCAGCUGAGCAUGAGGCGCUACACCGGCGAGGAAAUGGCCUCCAUCCCUUUCCACGACCUGGAGCAGCUGGAGCAGCAGCUCGAACGCUCCGUCACCAAGGUCCGCGACCGCAAGAACGAGCUGUUGCAGCAGCAGCUGGAGAAUCUACGCAGGAAGGAGAGGAUGUUGGAGGAGCAGAACGGCAAUAUGUUCCGUUGGAUUCAGGAGAAUCGGGCAGCGUUGGAGUAUCAACAGCACCACCACCACCAAGCGCAGGUGGCUGCAGAAGCGAAGCCAAUGGAGCAUCAGCAUCAGCUUCUGCAGCAGCUACAAGAGCAGUUCCCAUUCUGCGGCGGCGAGCCCAGCAGCGUCCUCCAGCUCUCCACCAUCCCACCUCACUUCAGCCCUUACAAUCUCCAGCUCGGCCAGCCCAACCCUCUUCAUCCACCUCCUAGUUCCGCCGCUGACCUCUAGAAGCUUGAUCAUCGCCCAUCCAUCUCACAUCACAUAUAUAGCAUACAAUCUGUCUAUCUAUCUAGCUUCUCCUGAUUUCGAUUGUUGGUACACUUUGGACUACAUCC
Linum trigynum is the source of this 1571-nucleotide messenger RNA. NCBI's taxonomy places the organism in Eukaryota, Viridiplantae, Streptophyta, Magnoliopsida, Malpighiales, Linaceae. The record is from the annotation of a GenBank genome assembly.